Molecule: messenger RNA, 529 nt
Organism: Brassica napus (rape)
Lineage: Eukaryota; Viridiplantae; Streptophyta; Magnoliopsida; Brassicales; Brassicaceae
Exons: 1
Coding region: 38-229 (63 amino acids)
Source: RefSeq, a predicted model, not a curated record
GUUCUGCAAGAGACGGCGGUAAGAAAGGAAGGAAGCGAUGGUGUUCUUUAUGUCGUAUCCGCCGACACGGCGGCAGAUGAUGGUGUCUGUUGGUUUUUUCGCGGCGGGUGUUUCUCUCUUCGCAGCCGGAGCGUAUCUCUCGCUCGAAAAUAUAGGACCGCAGCAAGCUCGCGUCAAGGCUCGGAACCAGUUCGUUAAAGAUCGAAUCAGGAAAUGGCUCGACGAUUAGAGCUAAGGGAUCCCUUUGGUGCUGAUUCUCGCUGUAAUUUUAGAUUUUGAAGUGAAGGGUUCGUUAAGGGUUAAGCGAUCUGAAUCUCCAGUUUAAUGACAAUUCGUGCGUUUAUGUUAAAUAUCGAAAAGCUCGUACAUUGUUAAAAGUUUCAAGCUUUUUUUACUUACAUAUGAAGAAUCAAUCUUGAGAAAACGAGUGAACUUAGACAAUGUAUGUAGAUCAUUAGUACCAAUCUGGAAGUUACUUAGUCUCGGACACGAGAUGAGAUGGUCUUUUGAAGAAGCAUUGUUUGGUUUA